AACGUUGCUCUACGGCCCAAAAGCAAGCAUAUUAUUUUUGGACCUACAAAUCUGCACACUCCUGUCCAUUACCGGGCCGGCAAUAAUUGAGUAGAGCCCAAUAACGAGAUACAGAGGCCUGGACUUCUAGCAACAUAGCAGCGAAACGGCAUCUCAAGAGCAGGAAGUCAGGAACUGCAGUCAACGAUUCGAAGAGAUGCAGAAAGCAUUGAGAGUGUAUGGACAGGUUCUUCGGCUAGUGAGGCGGUUACCAAAGGACUCAAGGCCUUAUUACGCUAAAUACGCCCGCGAAAACUUCGUCAACUACAGAGAUGUCGAAGUCAGUGACACACAAUUCCUCGACGAGCUCUUCCUUCGAGCAUAUAACCACUCCCUAUGGGUUCUCAACAAGUAUUCGGUCGAUGAAUCAACUGCCAAUAAGCUAAAGGAAAUUUGUUGCGGCUGAAAAGGGAACAAUGAGUGUGUUUGCCAGCUGUUCGAUGCCAUGCCUCAGUGAGUAGGCACGCUUUCUUUUGUGUUCCAAACGCAAUUUUUUGUGCUUAUUUCUAUAAUUUUAAGAUAUUCAUGCUUGCCGAAUAGCAACAGAUUGUUACGAUCAAUAAUCAUGGUCGAUUGAAUGAAGCAUCUCAUUUUGAUCUA
Messenger RNA from Populus trichocarpa (black cottonwood), 639 nucleotides. RefSeq names its product LYR motif-containing protein At3g19508. NCBI's taxonomy places the organism in Eukaryota, Viridiplantae, Streptophyta, Magnoliopsida, Malpighiales, Salicaceae. The record is from RefSeq and is a predicted model, not a curated record. The transcript has 2 exons. Bases 197 to 445 code for a protein of 82 amino acids.